CACUCCCCCAUGCUGGUUCUGCUCCCCACUUGUUAUUACUUCGCCUCUCGCACUUCGCGUCCAUCUCCUUUCCUAACGGCCCGGUGCUGAAUUAAUAAUUGUUACUACACCCUUCUGCAUGUCAUAUUCCUUCACUUUUUUUCCAGGCGUCUCCAUUCGUUAGUUCCCACGGUGCAGGCCACCUCUUUCACAUCAAAAAUGGACUCCCGAUUCCAGCCUGAGGGAUUGACCUUCGACAACAAAGACAGGAACAACUUCAGCCCUAACUUUGACAACAAUGGACCAAGCUACUCUCGUCCUCAGUCUGAUCCGCGACCUGCCCUGUACUCAGGACCAACUGUUGGCCUUCCUUCUUCAGUCCGACCAGUGUCUCCUCCGCAAGCAGUUCAGUACGCACAACCGGCAUACCAGCCGGAUAACAGAUAUAUCAAUCAAGGCCCUCCUCAGCACGAUAACCGCAAUUUGCCCAUGAACGUUCAACAGCCCGUAAACAUGCAGCAAGAGAGCCAAUAUCCUGCUCAGUCACAGCAGACCACCCGAACCAACACCUGGGUCCAGACACCUGCGGGUCCUUACCCAACGGGCGAAGCCUACUUCACGGGACCUGUGGAUACCAAUGGCUAUCCUAUCGACUCUAAGAACACAGUGGUAGAUAACCCUUUCAACGACCCCUCGUCUCGACCUCCUCCCAUGGCUAUGCCUACACCUCCAGCCUCGAUCGACCUCGAGAAGCAGAAACACGAUGAUCAUGGCCAUGGCAGCGGCUGGGAUCACAACUCGAAGUUGCCACACAGAAAGGACCCGAACCAGCCAUACAUGACCUUCAGUGAACGUCUCCGCCAUUUCACAUGGGCCUGGUACACUCUGACCAUGGCUACGGGCGGUAUUGCGACACUGAUUGCCAACCAGCCCCAUGCUUUCCCCGGAUUGAUUACCAUCGGUGCUGUCUUCUUCAUCUUCAAUCUCAUCCUCUUCGUUGGUGUCACGGGAACUAUGAUUCUGAGAUUUACCAAGUUCCCUGGUGCCUUCAAGGGUUCCAUCACACACGAGCGUGAGGCCCUCUUCUUGGGGCCUUUCUUCCUCUCGAUAGCCACCAUCAUCACUGGAACGCAGAAGUACAUCAUUCAGGCUUAUGAGAUCGAUCACCCAAACCGCGCCUGGGCUAUCACUACCAUGUCGGUCGCGUUCUGGCUCUACACAUUCUUCGCCUUCUGUCUGGCUGUAUUCCAAUACUCCUUCUUGUUCAGUGCACACACCUACAAGCUGACUAGCUUCAUGCCCUCGUGGCUUCUUCCCAUCUUCCCUAUCAUGCUUUCAGGAACUAUUUCUGCAACCAUUGCAGCUGACCAGCCGUUGGGCGCCAGGUAUCCCAUCAUCGUGGCGGGUAUCGGAUGUCAAGGUCUUGGUUUCACGGUCGCCAUUCUCAUGUAUGCUCACUACAUUGGCCGCCUCAUGCAGGUUGGAUACCCAGACCGCGAGCAUCGCGGAGCCAUGUUCAUCGGAGUUGGUCCACCCUCUUUCACCUGCUUGGCUUUCAUCGGUAUGGCCAACGCUCUUCCCGAGGAUUUCGAUAUUCAGGGCGACGGCCUCUUGGAUGGCAAAGUCAUCCGUACUCUGGCCAUUGUCGGUGCUUUGUUUCUCUGGGUGCUGGCUAUGUGGUUCUUCAUGAUUGCCCUUAUGGCCGUUAUCAAUCAAUGGGCUGUCUACUUCCACUUGGGUUGGUGGGCUAUGGUUUUCCCCAACACUGGUUUCGCCCUUGCCACAAUCUCAAUUGGUAACGCGUUGCAAGAUGAAACAAUUCUGUUCGUCGGCAACGGUCUUUCCAUCGCCAUUAUCGCGAUGUGGUUCUUCGUCCUGUUUAAUCACGUGCGAUCCGUCGUUGUCGGCGAUAUUCUGUACCCCAUGAGGGACGAGGAUGUCGCAGACCACUAGGCUGAUCGCACACACCGUUUGAACUGCAAACACAACAUCAAAUUGCUCAAGUCCAAUGUGUUCUGCAGAGCCUAUGAGCACGGGUGUCGUUCUCGCACUGAUUAUAAGGUUUUUGUCUUUUUCUCAUUCACUCUUUUUGGCAGCAAACAAGCGUCGCGCUGCAAUUGCAACAGACAUUCCUUUAUACCCCUCCCCUGUUCUUCCCCUUCCCAGUUC
Messenger RNA from Boeremia exigua, 2148 nucleotides. Its product is annotated as voltage-dependent anion channel-domain-containing protein. The record is from RefSeq and is a predicted model, not a curated record. Gene Ontology annotation, biological process: malate transmembrane transport. NCBI's taxonomy places the organism in Eukaryota, Fungi, Ascomycota, Dothideomycetes, Pleosporales, Didymellaceae. Gene Ontology annotation, molecular function: malate transmembrane transporter activity. The transcript is spliced from 2 exons. The coding region runs from base 199 to 1932 and encodes 577 amino acids. Gene Ontology annotation, cellular component: membrane.